AUGCACUACUGCCCCAUGGACUCCCAGUCGUCAUCGUUUUCGGCGGUGCAGCCGCAGCAGCCCUGCGUGCUCGGCCACAAACGCCGGCGCAGCGACGCCACCACCUCGCGCGCCACUGAAAUGGAGUACACAAGCCGCAGCGACAACAAUGCUGAGAGCUGCUGCACCACCUCGGGCGAGACCUCGGGAGACGAGAGCGACAGCAGCUUCGAGGCGGAGCUGGAGGUCGAAGAGGAGAUGGAGGAGGCGCUGGCGGCCGCCAAGCGGCUACGCCGCGCCGAGCUGGACGGGCUCAAAAAGUCGGUGAGACGCAUGGAGGCGCAAGUCGUCGACGCGUCCGCGCAGCUGCGGGACCUCGCGGCGCUGGUGGCACAAGUCGUAGCGCGGCGCCAGCAGCAGCAGGCAUAG
Molecule: messenger RNA, 408 nt
Organism: Phytophthora sojae
Lineage: Eukaryota; Oomycota; Peronosporomycetes; Peronosporales; Peronosporaceae
Exons: 1
Coding region: 1-408 (135 amino acids)
Source: RefSeq, a predicted model, not a curated record